UUUUUCCGUCGUACUUAGAAAGGACAGAUCCCGCGCCAGAUCGAUCCGAGCCGAUGCCAUGUGCCGAAGCAGCAUGUGUGUCGCUGCUGAACGACAUGGAGGCAUUGAAGAAGCAGCAUGAAGGUCUCCUGCAUGAGAAGGCCCAAUGGGAAGAGGAUCGAAUGUCCAUGCAUCGUCAGGUGGACCUCUUGUCGACGCAAAACGCGCAACUGCAUAUGCGCCUCGAGGACAAAGUAGCUGCAGUGCUGGAUGCAUCUGAAGUGGAAGACAUUCGCGCCAAAUGGGCCGACGCACUGCGACGGGAGCAAGCUUUGAGUGAGACCCUGCAGCGCCUUGAGCAGGACACGCACGACGCCGCAGACCAACGUCGAUUCAACGACAUCACGACCGAGUUGCAACUCAAGGAACACAAGUUGCGCAACGCCAUGCUCGAGAUCGACACGUGGAAGAAGGAGCAUGCGAACAUGCGAGUGGCGUUAGAGUCGUUGCAAUUGCAGGUUAGCUCGACUCCAUCAUCACCCACGACCGACGCGACGACAUCCGCGUUGACCCAACGCAUCCAGCGCCUGGAAGAGGACAAGCGCUUCCUGGAGCAAAAGGUGCUCGACAUGGAUGCCACCAACGCCACGGUGGACAAGAUGAUUGUGGACUUCAAGGCAUCAUUCGACCAAGAGCGGCAGACAUUGCUCGGCCACGUGCGCGAGUUGCAGCAACGCGUACACGACUUUGAGACCCACGGAUCGUCGAUGGAACUCGUGCACGAUCUUGAAGCCAAGGUAGCCAUCUUGCAGGACAUGCGGGUGCAGGACAAGGAAAUCCUCGCCAAUGCCCGCCGCGACCUCAAGCAAAAGCAGAUGCAAAUCGACACAUUUUUAGCCAAUUACGUGCACAAAGACUCGUGGCAGCCCCUCGACGCGCAACUGACCGCCGCCACCGCCGAAAUCGAACGGCUCCGGCUUCAGUUGGACCAACUGCCCGCACUUUCUCCUUCCCCGGCGAUCCCCCCCAUAACCAUUGCUACUCCUAACGUCUCGUCCCAGUCGAAGGGGGAAGUACUGGCAUCACCUCCGUCGAAUGCAUCCAAGAAAGCGGCGGUGGUACUGCUGGACUCCCAGAAAGAACUGGAAAGUCAGUUCCAAAUGGGGCUAGAGCUCGACCAGUGUCUGGAAGAAUGUGCGACACUGUAUUUUGAAAACCACCAGUUGACAGAUAAAAUCACGACCAUCGAAGCCGCACUCGCUAGUGCCCAAGAUCAACAAGCGGUCUUGUACAGGGAAUACAUUGGCCAGCAACAAUCGUUCAAAGCGCACAAACACCAGCUGGACACGCAGUUGGCAGCGUCGCAAACCAUCAUUGACGAACAAACAAUCAAAUUGAAUCGCUACGAAACGAGUUGGCACACGAUGCAAGUGCAGUCCGAGUGGCAGCAGAACGCAGCUGAUAUGACUCGUAAACUGGCGCUGUUCGAAGUGAACCAGGCGCGUCUGGCACGGCAGUUCAACCUCGUUCUAGACGAAAAACAGACGGAAUAUACGCGGCGUAUUGCACUCGAAGACGAGCUACUCGAUGUGGAAAGAACGCUCAAAACCCGUCUGCAGUACCUCGAAGCGUGGAAAAUUGGGGCCACGCAGCGCAUGCACGCGAUGCAGAAAGCCCUCCAUGAAAGCAUAUUAAAAGUUCAUUUCGACGACCUUCAAGACGCAUAUACGACGCUGCAGGAAACGUAUGCCGCGCACUUGGACAGGUGGAACGCCCGGCAUGCCGAGUAUGUCCAGGCCCUGGACCUGAAAGAGCAAAACGCAAAGUUAGUGCAUGAAAACGCCCUUUUGGGAGCAACGUCGUCGGCAACGUCAUCUAUUGAACACGAAAAGAGAAUUCUCGAGUUGGAAGCCACCGUAGCCAUGUAUCUCGGUCAAAUCAAGGAGCUGUCCCAGCCGCCUGCCACGUCAUCGAAAAUUCCAACACUUGACCGACCAGCACCACUCAAUUUGCAACAGGUGCUCGAGCAUCGUGUGGCAGAGCUCGAACAAUGUUGCACUGCGUUGCAGCUAGAGGUGGACAAACACAAGGCAAUUGCGGCACUGGCGGCAUCCCAGGCUAACACGCUGGCCGCGCGGCAAUCCCGCCGCCGCGAUGAAGUGGCGACGCUGGAGGAGCGACUUCGAGAGCUCGCCAGUCGAUCCGAUGACGACGCCAUUAUCGGCCAGUUGCAGCAGAAACUCAUGACUAUUCAAGCUAACUACCACUCGUUCACAGAUCGAUACGAAAAGGCCAUGGAAUUGCAGCGCGCGGCCCAGCUUCAAGUUAACACACUCACCCUCCAAAUGGACGCCACGAGCCAGCACUUGGCGUCGGAGCUAGAAAAGGAACGGCAGACCAACCGAGUGUUGGAGUCCACCAUCGCUACGCUCAAGCAGUCAGAUUUACGAGGUAAACUCAAGCGCCUGGAAGCCAUGGCCACACGGAUUGAAGCGUUGGAAGAUGAUGCCGUGCAAUUGCAUGCCAAGAAACGAGCGUUGGAGCGACGCGUGGAGGAACUGGAGGCGGGUGUGUCGACACCAUCGACAGGUCCAGACUUGCACGAAGUACAACGCUAUAAGCAUCGCAUUGCCAUUCUCGAGCAAAAAGAACGGAUGUGGAUGGAACAGAUAGACCAAUUAGCCCAAACCAACCGAUCCAAGGACUCGAGUACGCAACAAAAGGCAAAGUGGCGGCAGGACAACGCCGCUCUCCAAUCUAAAUUGGACCAAACCCUGUUUGAAAUGGACGCUCUCAAGGCCAAAUGCUCCAAAUUAUUGACAGAAUGCAACGACAAGGACGCCAAGAUACGCGAUUUAGCCAUGCAAGUGGACAACCUUGUCUUGGAGUCGCAGCUGAACCCAGCAAAGUACUAUCCACCUCCUAGUAAUACUACUAGUAGUGACCCCAACACUACGUUGACACGCCAGCCGAGCUCCCCGUCCAUGCGCAACAAAGUCGGAUAUUACGAAAAAGACCAUGUGGCGCUCCAAGAAGCUGCGCAAGCCACGAUCGCCAGCUUGAAAGCCCUCGUCCAAGACAAGAACGUCCGCAUCGAUGAGCUCCGACGGCAGUUGGAACUCGCGCGCGCGGACUUCGACGCCAAGCAGCAGGCGGCACACGACGACCAGGAGCGGCGGAACAAGCGGCUUUAUCAAGAUAACCACGCGUAUAUUGGCCAGCUCAAGGACGCCCUGGACAAGAUUCAGCACCUAGAAGCUCAAGGAGGAGGCCAGGCUGUGGUGGCGGCGCGUGAGAUGCACCAAGGACUGAUGGAUCAACUCAAGCAAGUACACAUGGACGUCCAAGUCAAAGGUCAGCUGAUCACGGAAUUGCAAGCCAAGGUGGAACAACUCCGCGAGGGCAAACAAUUAGCUGAGACGCGGUGUGGCGAAGCCUUGGAAGAAAUUGCGACACUGCAAAAAGUCAACCACAGCCUCGUGUGUGACGUGGAGGCGUUUGAGAAGGGCCACCAGCGGCAGACGAGUCAGUGGAAGGCGGAUUUACUCGCAAAGGAUAAGAAGAUGGCGCUGCUGAGAGAUGCGAUUAUCAAGCUCAAGGAGGAAUUCCUUAAGGCUCAGGAGCAACAAGCGGAAGACAGCGUACGAGAGAAGCGAAAGCAAACCAGUCAGCAACACGACCGCAUCGACGACCUCACGGACAAGAACGCCCACUUUACGGCCACAAUCACGAUGCUACAAGAAAAGGUGGACGGUCUGACUUGCGAAAUCCAAGACGUGAACCAAAAGUAUAAGCGCGCGAUGGCGUUGGUUGCCAAGUCCAAGGCGGCGCUAAAUUCGAGAGACCAGUUGCCAGGCCAGCUGCUCAAAGCAGCGGAAUUACGAGACCAACUUGAUCGAUGUAAAGCUAAGCUGGGGACGUACGCUUCCCAGGAACGUGAUAUGGAAAUGCUGCAGACUCGCGUCAAGGCACUUGAGGUGAAAAAUGCAGCACUUCUCGACCAAAUAGCUAAGCAGCAAGAAGCACAACCACCGACAAACCAACCCGACGAAGACAAGGCCGAUAAACGGCGCGCGGCGUGGGAACAGGAAAAGAAACUCAAGCGUCGGAUAGAUGUGUUGGCGAGUAAACUCGAGGAAAAGUCUGCCCAAGUGGACAAUUUGACCAAUCAAUGCCAGCGCAUUUCGGAGCAACUGGCCAAAACACAAGAGCAACUGGCUGCUCAAAUGAAAAAGAGUCCACCGACGCCACCUUUACCCCAUGAACGCGUGGCGAUGCGCGAGAACGUGGCGCUGGAGCUCGACAAUUGCUACCGUCGCAUCGUCGAGUUGCAGCAACUCGUGUUGGACGCCCGAGACUCGGCACUCCGUCAAAUUGAAAUGACUCCGUCGGUGGAAGAACGGCUGCAGCGAGAAACGACCGUGCUGGAGCUGUCGUUUCAAGUGGAAAGUCUGCAGAUCCAACUCCAACGCACUCGUCAAACUGGUGUAAUCGCUACUACUACCCCCUCCUCGUCCACUCCUUCCCAGGCCGAUCGAAAGAGUAGUACAACCGUGGCAGCGCUCGAAGAUGUGAUUGCCAACAUGAAGCGCGUGAUGGAAAACCUGCGCAGCGAGAACGACCGGCUACGAAAAAUCAAGUCGAUCAAGGCACCGGUAAAAGCCGCAGCAAAUAACAAGGAGCUGCAGCAACUUGCUGCGAUUGUGGACGCCACCAAGGCCGAAUUACAGCAACUUCGCAUCGAGCACUCGGAUUUGGCGCGAAAGUUUCGCGCGUUGGGCGCCAAGUACAAGGCCUGCAAGGACACCCAUGCGACGUUUGUGGCUGAUAUGGAGCACCUCCACAGUGUCCAACUGCAGGAUAAAGACAAGCAGAUCCACGACUUGAUCAUACUCAGUCGGGCCAAAGAAGCCGACGACGACCAAGAGCAUGUGACGCAUCAGGAUGCCGUCGUGCGCCAAUUGCGGCAAGAGAACGCGCGGUUAACAGCCGAACUGUCGGCGUUCGACUUGGAUUUUUUCGAUGAAAUCGAAGACUUGAAAUUCAAAUAUGCCCAAGCCAUCCGCCAAAAGCAGGCUUUGGAAACCCAACUGGCGGCCCAGUUGGUCACAUCGACGACACCCCCCCAAUAAGACUAAGUACAUAACGUUACGAAGGAACGUCGUGUAGGCAUGUAAUAGUACUGUAAUAUGUGGAGGCGUCCAGUGUGACCG
Aphanomyces astaci is the source of this 5192-nucleotide messenger RNA. RefSeq lists its product as hypothetical. The record is from RefSeq and is a predicted model, not a curated record. Bases 54 to 5111 code for a protein of 1685 amino acids. The transcript has 21 exons. Lineage: Eukaryota; Oomycota; Saprolegniomycetes; Saprolegniales; Verrucalvaceae.